AUGCAGCCAGAUAUCACGACUUGUAUCUAUGAUGAGAAGGAAGAGCUCCCACUUCCCGAGUUUCAUCGGAAGUACAAAAACAAGUUUCCGAUGCUGGCCAUUGUCGUAGGAGGUCACUACGGUCCAACGAAAUGGGAUGAUCUACCAAGUGACAUAGUAAUGAGAAUCGACAGAGAUUUUAGACAACAAAGAGUUCUGGCGAAGGAUCCUAGAGCUUAUCGUGAACAGUAUCUAAGUAUACCUGUUAACGGUCCAUAUAGGUUCAACAUUGUCAAAUCCCUCAAAGAGAAAAGCCAGGAUCAAACUCUGGCAGAAAUUUUGGAGAAAAAUCCUUUGCCUGUUCUGGUCCAGUUUUCUACGAGAGGAGAGGUUCCGAAGGAAGGGAGAGGGGGACCAGAUGGUGGUCUGAUCAGCUUCCUGAUAGAAUAUCGUUACGAAGAAAUUUACCUCCAAGGAAAUUUUUAUUCCAAUGGAGCCAUCGCCAAAGACAGCGCUUCUGUGACAUUGUGUCCCCUCAUUACUAUGGCACCUGUUUAUGGACUAAAAGAAAAGACAGAAGAGGAAUAUAAUCAAUAUUUACAACGCAUGACAGACUACGUCAACAAAAAGAGUACAUUCACUGAAGAGACAUGUAACAGAGGUAUAAAAGUUUUAGAAACAUCUGAUCCAGAAAUUGCCAACAUUAUCCCUAAAAAACCUGACAUAGACAGAGGACCAGCUCCAGCACUUCCAAAAAGGAGAGGAUCGGAUGACAUAAAGGAACCGUCCCACCAGGGUAGACCCACAGCCCUUGGACAAAUUCCCCGCCUUCCAGAUCGACAGAGUGCUCCGAAAUGCCAGGAACCUGGCAAUGGUAAAGUUCAAAAGAAUUCAAAAGUUGCUAAGAUACCCCCAAAACCGAAACCAAAACCAAAAACGAAACCAAACCCUCCAGUUACCAAAGAGUUAUCUGCCGAUGACUCUGAUGAUGAAAUAUAUGGCGAUGAUUAUGAAGUGAUAGACGAGGACUUCAAACUAAAUCCUCCAACUGUACAGACUGAAAAAGGGCCUGGUUAUGAAAAUGAUAUUCUUUGUCAAGUGCGACCCUUUGCAGUUACAAAAACGCAAGAUUCCGAUGGAGAGAGUGAUGAGUACGAAGAAAUUACAGACAAAAUUCCGACUCCAGGGGAAAAUAUUAAACAGGGCAUCUUUGAACGAAAAGAACCUAACAUUGAACAGAUAAACAUUCCUCAGACGGAUUCCGAAUGUGAGUAUGCUGAACCAGAGCCUGAUGACUGGACAGAAGAUACGGCUCAGUCAAACAUUAGUUCUACCUCUGUACCAACAGAGGACAGAGGUCAAACGAAGUCAAACCACGUGUCUGGGAAAACCAUCAAAGAACUGGGGGAAAUUCUGAUCAAACUUAAGCUUGGUAAAUUCGUGGAUCGUUUUUCUGAGGACUUGAUAGACGGUGAAAUUGUCCAAGAUCUUACAGUAAAGGACUUAAAAGAAGAUUACAGCUUCACAAAGACAGAAGCAAUUAGACUUAGAAAAUUUAUCGAACUUGGACACGUCCCGAUGUGAAUUUAUCUCUACGAUCUGAAAAUUGGAAUCAUCCAUGCCAAUGAUGUUACUAAUUUUUUUUCUUUCCCUGAAUGGUGGCGUAUUUAAUCAUUUUAUAAAAAAACAGUGCAUAAUGUUUCUUCUAUACACUUUUGCUUGCAGAAGUCUAUAAAA
Molecule: messenger RNA, 1716 nt
Organism: Saccostrea echinata
Lineage: Eukaryota; Metazoa; Mollusca; Bivalvia; Ostreida; Ostreidae
Exons: 4
Coding region: 1-1563 (520 amino acids)
Source: RefSeq, a predicted model, not a curated record